Manihot esculenta (cassava) is the source of this 1854-nucleotide messenger RNA. Its product is annotated as hydroxymethylglutaryl-CoA lyase, mitochondrial. Lineage: Eukaryota; Viridiplantae; Streptophyta; Magnoliopsida; Malpighiales; Euphorbiaceae. The transcript is spliced from 9 exons. The coding region runs from base 229 to 1545 and encodes 438 amino acids. Gene Ontology annotation, biological process: L-leucine catabolic process; ketone body biosynthetic process. Gene Ontology annotation, molecular function: hydroxymethylglutaryl-CoA lyase activity. Gene Ontology annotation, cellular component: mitochondrion. The record is from RefSeq and is a predicted model, not a curated record.
UAAAUAAACAGAAAUAAAUAUUCUCCCACCAAAAAUGAAAAAGAAAAAUAAAAAAAAAUAAAAAAAAGGUUUUGCAACUUCUUCACGUUGCCUGACCUUCCCUUCUUCCUCUUUCCGCUCCAUCUAACCCCGACGAAAGACUGCAUUUUUUUGCUAAACCUCAGAAUUAUCUCUGAAACCCUAGUCUUUCCCUUCAAGCUUUUUCUCUUCAAUUCAGUUCCAAUUUUUAUGUCCACUUUAGCUAUGUCAAGUCUGGAAGAGCCGCUUGGUCUUGACAAGUUGCCAAGCUUGAGUACUAUUGAAAGGAUACGAAGGUUCUCAUCUAGUGCUUGCCGUCCCAGUGCUAAUGAUAUGGGAAUGGGAAAUUGCUGGAUUGAAGGAAGGGGUUGCAGCUCAUCCAACAGUUGCGAGGAAGAUUAUGAAGAGUAUACAGGAGAGACAUUUUCUUGGAAAAGACAUACCAGGGAUCUGUCGCAUGGUGAUUCCUUUAAUCGAAGUACUAUGAGCUUAGGCAGGAAGUCCAUGGUGUGUGGAACAGUUUGCGACUCAUGGUACUUUCCAGAUCAUCAAUAUAAAUCUAAGUCCAAUGACAAAGGCUUGCACAAUUUAAGAAAUAAGUUUUUGAAAGGCAUACCGAAGUUUGUCAAGAUAGUAGAAGUUGGUCCAAGGGAUGGACUGCAGAAUGAGAAAAAUACUGUACCUACAGGUGUAAAGAUUGAAUUGAUCCGCAGAUUAGUUUCUUCUGGGUUGCCAGUUGUUGAGGCUACAAGCUUUGUAUCGCCCAAAUGGGUUCCUCAGUUAGCAGAUGCAAGGGAUGUGAUGAGAGCAGUUCAAAGUUUGGAGGGCUCUAGAUUGCCUGUUCUGACACCUAAUCUAAAAGGAUUUGAAGCAGCUGUUGCAGCUGGUGCUAAGGAAGUAGCAGUUUUUGCAUCAGCUUCCGAGUCAUUUUCGAAGUCAAACAUAAAUUGUAGCAUUGAAGAGAGUCUUGUUCGGUAUCGUGCUGUUACACAUGCUGCUAAGGAGCUUGGAAUUCCUGUUCGUGGGUAUGUAUCAUGCGUUGUUGGGUGUCCCGUGGAAGGAGCAAUUUCUCCCUCAAAAGUGGCAUAUGUGGCAAAGGAACUUUAUGACAUGGGUUGCUUUGAAAUUUCUCUUGGUGAUACAAUUGGUGUUGGUACACCUGGAACUGUUAUUCCCAUGCUUGAAGUUGUAAUGGAUGUAGUUCCUGUUGAGAAGCUCGCUGUCCACUUUCAUGAUACAUAUGGGCAAUCUCUUCCAAAUAUUUUAGUUUCCCUACAGAUGGGAAUUAGCACAGUGGACUCGUCUGUUGCUGGUUUAGGUGGGUGCCCAUAUGCUAAGGGAGCAUCAGGUAAUGUUGCUACUGAAGAUGUAGUCUACAUGCUUGAUGGGCUUGGUGUGAAAACCAAUGUGGAUCUACCGAAACUCCUUUCUGCUGGGGAUUUCAUAAGCAAGCACUUGGGUCGCCCCUCUGGCUCAAAGACCGCUGUUGCCUUGACCCGAGUUACAGCUGAUGCCUCCAAGAUAUAGGUGGCUUGCAGGUUCCGCACAGAUACACAAACAGGGGGAACUGCGAAUUGAUUGCUGGCCCUCCAUGAGUUUCUGACAUGUAUGCCACAUAUAUACUUAUAUAUAGGAAUAAAAACCUAUAGCCGUAGACUCUACAUAUAAUUUCAGCAACAAACAAUCCAUUGUACUCAGAAGUAUGAUAUUAGUAGCAGAAGCUGCGUAUUGUGCUGAAUAAAAUAAAGCUCUGAUUAGCUUAAACUCGAACGAUUGAUAACUUGAUGAUUAAAGUUUAUGAAAAUGGGAUUAAAACCUCAUUGUAAUUAUUUUAAU